Messenger RNA from Botrytis porri, 1279 nucleotides. RefSeq lists its product as uncharacterized. The record is from RefSeq and is a predicted model, not a curated record. The transcript is spliced from 3 exons. Bases 1 to 996 code for a protein of 331 amino acids. Lineage: Eukaryota; Fungi; Ascomycota; Leotiomycetes; Helotiales; Sclerotiniaceae.
AUGUCGAAACUUAUUGUUAUAACGAGUGUCACCGGUACCCAAGGAUCAUCAAUUGCCGAGACAUUUCUCCGCUUCCCUGAAUGGCGAGUUCGAGGCACAACACGCAAUCCAGCAAGUGUAACUGCUCAAGCAUUAGCAGAAAAAGGAGUCGAAAUCGUUCAAGCGGACUUUGACGACAAGAUAUCACUAUCUUCAGCUUUCCAAGGAGCUACUGUGAUUUACUCCAAUACCGAUUUCUUCGUGCAUCUCUUCACAGGAAUAUCCGAAGGCGCUCCUCUUGGCCGCACAGUCCUCGAACACGCAUAUGAUCGGGAAAUCGCUCAAGGUCUCAACAUCGCAGAAGCAGCCGCUUCAUCUAGCGUUCUUGAAACAUUAGAUUAUUUCAUAUAUUCCUCCUUGAGCGACGCAACGAAAUGGAGUGGAGGCAAAUAUUCUACGGUAUAUCAUUUUGACUCCAAAGCAGAAACGAUCCGGCAGAUUGAAUCUCGAUUUCCGGAGUUGGCGAAGAGAAUGAGUACCCUCCAAAUGGGAUAUUAUGUCACGAAUUGGAAAGCUUUCCCACCAAUGGCACCACAGAAACAGGAUGAUGGGAGUUUUUUAUUCGAGAGACCUUUGAGUCCGGAUAGUGUGGUGCAGUUUGUGGUUACGCAGAGGGAUACAGGAGCGUUUGUUAAAGCCUUGAUUGAGAUGCCGCCGGGCAAACAUUUAAUAGGUGUUUCGGAGAGAAUGACUUGGAGAGAGUGGACGAAGAUUUGGGGAGAGGUUUUGGGGGUUAAGGCGGGGUUCAAACGGGUUUCGGAAGAAGUUUUUUGGGAAGGGACACCGGAUGCUAUGUUAUCGGAGUUGCAGGUUGCUUGGGAUUACGCAGAUGAGUUUGGUCAUGCGGGUGGGGAUUUGGAUGUGCUGAGGCCAGAAGAGCUUUCGUUCAAGAUUUCGCUCACGUCGAUGGAGGAGUAUAUCAAGAGUGAAGAUUGGUCAGCUGUUUUGAGUUCUUGAAGAAGAAACUCUCUAUUCGCAGGAGCAAUCAAAUUUCCAUAUUCUAUUGAUCGAGAGGACUCAAGAGAUAUGAAAUGUUUCGGAACAGUAAUUUUAUUAUAUAAUUCAACUGGAACCAUCUUCUUUCUGGCGAUUCCCAAACCCUUCUUCCAUUAACUUUCUUGUCUUGUCUUGUAACAUGCAAGAAAAUUCUAGGAGGCGUAGAUAAUAAUGACUUGGGUUGAGAUAGUAGUCCCGCUCCAGUUUGUAGUACUUCUCUUGCUAUAUUUCUUGGGUAGGUAGC